CCUAUGGCGACUACACUGUUCGAGCUCGCGCAGGUGUUGUCUGCCCACCAUGCCGACAAUUGAAGACUACUUUGACGAUGAUACAGAUCUGCCGCUUCCAUCCUCCUCCACUGCUCGGCAUUUGCCCAAUACCGGUCGACACGGAGCGUUAAUCCGUGAGGUGGACGAUGACGGAUCCUCGGAAGAAGAAUUGGACAUGUCAACAGUCGCUGAACAGUCUCGAGGAGUCUUUGGAGAGAAUGUCAAAGCUCCACCACCUUCUUCAACAGGGAAAGGAAAGAUGACUAUGCGAGAGGAACCUUCUUCGCCGGUGCGACAGGAUGGCGGCAUGCCGGAUAUCAAUCCCAACACACCUAUGGGAGGCUUCAUGGGCGAUAUGAUGAAGUUGGAAAAGGCUGAGCAGGAGCGUAUGGAGAAGCUUAGAAAGCAAUUUGGAAAUACAACGAUGGCCAUGGAUCCGAGCGAGUACAAGGGGUGGAACACGGUCUACCCGCUCUAUUUCGACGCCAAACGAUCGGUUCAACAGGGAAGACGAGUGCCGAGAAAAGAUUCCAUGUGGUGGCCGCAAGCAGCGCAGAUCGCCAAGUGUUGUCGGAUUCUGGGUCUUCCGAGUGUCUUAGAGCCCGACCAUUGCCAUCCUGCGGACUGGGAGAAUCCAGGAAGGGUCAAGAUACGGAUCAUGAAGGAUGGACGAUUUUUCAAUCCCAUCGUCAAGAACAGAACCCAGCUGUAUCGCCAAUUGGCAUCCCAGAUCCGACAACAAAACCCUGAUUACGCAUACGAGCCAAAGCCAAAGCGGGAACCAAAGGAGAAGAAGGAGACAAAGGUGACAUCGACUCCAAAGCCCAAAUCCAAGUCAAAGGCCACUGGCAAUGCUCGCCCGCCACCCCCGAAACUUCCGUCUCGCGCCCCUCUCGCUCCGCAACCCUUUCCAGACCUCGAAUCGCGCUUACCACUGCAUUCUCCCGUGCAUUCGACUGGCGUCGCGGUAUCUGCCGUGAAGCGAGACCUGGAGAAUGAAAAGGAGAAUAAAAAGAAGGGGAUAACGGCUGAGGAAGGCGGAAAGGAGAAGGCACCGAAAAUGAAGCGGGUCGUUGUCAGGGGACCGAAGAGGUAGCGAGAUGAUUUGCAUGCCAUCGGGCAGAUGCCCGGACCAUUCUCAGAG
This is a messenger RNA of Kockovaella imperatae, 1165 nucleotides long. RefSeq lists its product as hypothetical. The record is from RefSeq and is a predicted model, not a curated record. Lineage: Eukaryota; Fungi; Basidiomycota; Tremellomycetes; Tremellales; Cuniculitremaceae. Gene Ontology annotation, molecular function: 7S RNA binding. Gene Ontology annotation, cellular component: signal recognition particle, endoplasmic reticulum targeting. The coding region runs from base 50 to 1117 and encodes 355 amino acids. The transcript is spliced from 4 exons. Gene Ontology annotation, biological process: SRP-dependent cotranslational protein targeting to membrane, signal sequence recognition; SRP-dependent cotranslational protein targeting to membrane.